AUGAGCUGGUGGUGGGCGGGUGCGGUGGGUGCCGUCAAGAAGAGCCAGGACGAGCGCGCCGCGUCCUCCUUUCAGAGUGUCGCCCUCGUCGUCGGAUCUACCGGCAUCGUCGGCACCUCGCUGGUCGACAUACUCCCGCGCGACGACACCCCCGGCGGACCCUGGAAGGUGUACGCCGUCUCCCGUCGCCCGCUCCCUCCCUGGUGCCCGCCGCCCUCCCCCGCCAUCACGCAUCUGUACCUCGACCUGGCCGACCCGGCGGCCGUAGCGGAGGCUCUCACACCGCUCACCGACAUCAGUCAUGUCUUCUACGCCGCGUGGUCCAGCGACCCGACGGAGGCUCAGAAUCGGGAGGCCAACUCCGCCAUGCUCCGCAACGUGCUGUCUGUCGUCGUCCCGGGCUGCCCCGCACUCGCCCACGUCUGCCUCCAGACCGGACGCAAGCACUACGUCGGCCCCUUCGAGGCCGUCGGCAAGCUAGGUGUCCCAGACCCGCCCUACACCGAGGACAUGCCCCGCCUGGAUUACCCCAACUUCUACUACGACCUGGAGGAUACCCUCUUCGAUGAGGUCUCCCGCCGCGACGGCGCCGUCAGCUGGUCUGUGCACCGUCCUUCCGUGGUCUUUGGGUUCUCUGCCCGGAGCGCCAUGAAUAUCGUCGCCAGCCUAUGCGUCUAUGCUGCCAUCUGCCGCAAGGAGGGCGCCGUGCUGAGAUGGCCUGGCUGCAGGGUCGCCUGGGAGGGUUUCAGCGACGCCUCGGACGCGGACCUCAUCGCCGAGCACGAGAUCUGGGCAGCCGUGGAUCCGUUCGCAAAGAAUGAAGCUUUCAAUUGCAGCAAUGGGGAUGUGUUCAAGUGGAAGCAGCUCUGGCCGAUGCUGGCCGAUCGUUUCGGGGUGGAAUGGGCAGGGUAUGAGGGAGAGGGCAGCCGGUUCGUGCUCGCCGACGCCAUGGCGGGGAAGGAGGCCGUGUGGGCAGAGAUUCUCCGGGAGAAUGAGCUUGUCACGACGGGGCUCCAUGAGAUCGCCAAUUGGUGGUUCGUCGACGCCAUGUUCAAUGUUGAGAUCGAGCAUCUGGAUAGCAUGAACAAGAGCAAGGAGCAUGGAUUCCUCGGCUUCCGUAACACGGCCAGCUCCUUCAACGCAUGGAUUGACAAGAUGAAGGUUCUCAAGAUUGUUCCGUGA
This is a messenger RNA of Triticum turgidum subsp. durum (durum wheat), 1182 nucleotides long. The record is from the annotation of a GenBank genome assembly. Lineage: Eukaryota; Viridiplantae; Streptophyta; Magnoliopsida; Poales; Poaceae.